AUGUCUCUAGAGAACUACGAGGUUAACUCAGGAGCUGGUCACGGUGGACAAAUCUAUAAAUCAACUUUCCUCAGCAAAGACAAGGCUUUCGGGGUCCUAAUUAAAGGCAUACACACAGAUAUUGCCAUUAAAAGUUACAGGAAUCGUGCCUUAUUGAUUGUAAGUCAGUUUGAGAAAUUUGGUUCCAUAAUUACGGUGACUCGAGAGGAGUCUGCCAAAAGUGAUGUCUACACAGUGAAAACGAUAUUGGGUAAAGAUGACGACCAGACUCACGUAGCAGCUCGAUACAUAGCAGAACAAAUAUCAAUUGAAAAGCCAUUGCUGUUAUCGAUUUGUUUGAAAGAUUACGGAAUAGAUACAUUGAAACUAAUCGUGGCUGCUAUUAAAAAGGCUUAAUCAUUUACAAU
Molecule: messenger RNA, 407 nt
Organism: Athalia rosae (coleseed sawfly)
Lineage: Eukaryota; Metazoa; Arthropoda; Insecta; Hymenoptera; Athaliidae
Product: proteasome assembly chaperone 3-like
Exons: 3
Coding region: 1-396 (131 amino acids)
Biological process (GO): proteasome assembly
Source: RefSeq, a predicted model, not a curated record